AGAGGGCCAACGUUAAGGUGGAUAAGUCAUUUGACCCAAGCACCACUGCUCAUCGAUUCAAAAUGAGCCUCUCUGCUAACGACAAAGCAACUGUGAAGGCCUUCUGGGCUAAGAUCUCCCCAAAGGCUGAUGAUAUCGGAAAUGAGGCGUUGUCCAGAAUGCUCUAUGUCUACCCUCAGACCAAGACCUACUUCUCUCACUGGAGCGACCUGAGCCCCAAUUCUGCUCCUGUGAGGAAGCAUGGAAAGAAGAUCAUCGCUGGAAUUGGUUUGGCUGUUGAGAAAAUCGAUGACCUCUUUGCCGGCCUGCUUACUCUUAGCGAGCUGCAUGCCUUUCAGCUGAGAGUCGAUCCUGCUAACUUCAGGAUCCUGUCCCACAACAUUCUUGUGGUGUUGGCCAUGCUCUUCCCUGAUGACUUUACACCCGAAGCCCACCUGGCCAUGGACAAGUUCCUUGCAAGACUGGCCUUGGCUUUGUCUGACAAAUAUCGUUAAGCAGUUUGAUAUUUGUUAACGCCGUUUGAAUGUUGUUUUGUCAGUUUGGUCGACAACAUGUCAAUAAAAACAAACAAACCUGGAG
Messenger RNA from Carassius auratus (goldfish), 579 nucleotides. Its product is annotated as hemoglobin subunit alpha. Lineage: Eukaryota; Metazoa; Chordata; Actinopteri; Cypriniformes; Cyprinidae. Bases 63 to 494 code for a protein of 143 amino acids. Gene Ontology annotation, biological process: oxygen transport; hydrogen peroxide catabolic process. Gene Ontology annotation, molecular function: oxygen binding; haptoglobin binding; organic acid binding. Gene Ontology annotation, cellular component: blood microparticle; haptoglobin-hemoglobin complex; hemoglobin complex. The record is from RefSeq and is a predicted model, not a curated record. The transcript has 3 exons.